Messenger RNA from Homo sapiens (human), 4140 nucleotides. It is a transcript of the gene LHX6, whose product is annotated as LIM homeobox 6. Gene Ontology annotation, biological process: regulation of DNA-templated transcription. Gene Ontology annotation, cellular component: nucleus. The record is from RefSeq and is a predicted model, not a curated record. NCBI's taxonomy places the organism in Eukaryota, Metazoa, Chordata, Mammalia, Primates, Hominidae. The transcript is spliced from 9 exons. Bases 638 to 1765 code for a protein of 375 amino acids. Gene Ontology annotation, molecular function: sequence-specific DNA binding; DNA binding; DNA-binding transcription factor activity, RNA polymerase II-specific.
GAUUUAGUAAAGACACAGGCGAAUCAAGAGGAGGCGAGGCCGGUAUUGUCCGUCUGAAUAGGCGCUGAUAGCGCCGAUGCGCCGGGGGUUGUGCCGGCGCAGCGCUGAGAAUCCCGACGCGGGGCCGGUACCCGGCGCGCCGAGGGGCUGGAGGGUGCUUUUUCCUCCCCUUGAGCGCCUCUCUUUUCUCUUUUUGGUCCCGUUUCGCCCCGAUCUCGCUCUCUUUUUGCUCCGGGUUUCCCUCCGACUGGCCCUCGAAAGGCGCCUGAAUCCGUGUCAAUAUAGCUGCUUCAAUUUCGCCGCGCGUGUCAGGCGGGCGGGCGGGCGGGUGCUCACCGCGCUCGGGGUUUUCUUUUCUUCAACCACCCUCCGCCCCUCACCCAUCUCUUUUUUAUUUUCUUUCUUUCUCUCUUUUCUCCUUUUUGCAUUUUGUGCCGAGAGGAGAAGGGAGCGAGGAAGGGGAGUGGGGUGGGGGGGCGGGUGGAGAGAGAAAAAAUUCGAUUUUUAAUUACUACCAUUAAAAAAUCAAAUUUGCAAUUCUUUGGGCGGCCUGAUGGAUCUCACUGAUUGACAGUUGGAAUUGACACUCUGGCUACCUCUUAUCUUGGGCAUUCACGACAAUUUCUAAUUGCAGGUGAUGGCCCAGCCAGGGUCCGGCUGCAAAGCGACCACCCGCUGUCUUGAAGGGACCGCGCCGCCCGCCAUGGCUCAGUCUGACGCCGAGGCCCUGGCAGGAGCUCUGGACAAGGACGAGGGUCAGGCCUCCCCAUGUACGCCCAGCACGCCAUCUGUCUGCUCACCGCCCUCUGCCGCCUCCUCCGUGCCGUCUGCAGGCAAGAACAUCUGCUCCAGCUGCGGCCUCGAGAUCCUGGACCGAUAUCUGCUCAAGGUCAACAACCUCAUCUGGCACGUGCGGUGCCUCGAGUGCUCCGUGUGUCGCACGUCGCUGAGGCAGCAGAACAGCUGCUACAUCAAGAACAAGGAGAUCUUCUGCAAGAUGGACUACUUCAGCCGAUUCGGGACCAAGUGUGCCCGGUGCGGCCGACAGAUCUACGCCAGCGACUGGGUGCGGAGAGCUCGCGGCAACGCCUACCACCUGGCCUGCUUCGCCUGCUUCUCGUGCAAGCGCCAGCUGUCCACUGGUGAGGAGUUCGGCCUGGUCGAGGAGAAGGUGCUCUGCCGCAUCCACUACGACACCAUGAUUGAGAACCUCAAGAGGGCCGCCGAGAACGGGAACGGCCUCACGUUGGAGGGGGCAGUGCCCUCGGAACAGGACAGUCAACCCAAGCCGGCCAAGCGCGCGCGGACGUCCUUCACCGCGGAACAGCUGCAGGUUAUGCAGGCGCAGUUCGCGCAGGACAACAACCCCGACGCUCAGACGCUGCAGAAGCUGGCGGACAUGACGGGCCUCAGCCGGAGAGUCAUCCAGGUGUGGUUUCAAAACUGCCGGGCGCGUCAUAAAAAGCACACGCCGCAACACCCAGUGCCGCCCUCGGGGGCGCCCCCGUCCCGCCUUCCCUCCGCCCUGUCCGACGACAUCCACUACACCCCGUUCAGCAGCCCCGAGCGGGCGCGCAUGGUCACCCUGCACGGCUACAUUGAGAAGGCAAGCGAUUCAGCAGCCAUUCAAAAAAUGCCUUCAAAGCACCCACAAUGUGCCAGUGCCCGGAGACUGGGGAGAGAACAGGCUGGACAAGGUACCUACUCUGUGGAGCCUGCGUUCUGGUGGGCAUGGAAAAAUAGGCAGAUGAGUGUGUCGUUUUAAGUGGGAUGAUUCCUGUAGGAAAGGUGCUGGGUAGGAGUGACUGGAGAUGCUGCGGGGUGGAAGGGAAGGGGCUGGGCUGCCUUUCAGCAAGCAGAGACUGAAAGGAUGGAUAGGAUUUAGUGAGGUACCUGGAGUGGGGGAACGGAAUGCACGCAGGCCCUGGCCCAGAAAGCAUCGUGGCAUGGGUGUGUUCUGGGGAGCAGAAGGCCAGUGUGAUGGGAGUGUCCAGGGCUGUGAGGCCUUAGGCAAGUCACCUAACCUCCUUGAGCCCUGGUUUCCUCAUCUGUAACCUGGGAUGUCAAUAAUGCCAGCCUCACAGGGUUGUGAGACACCAUUCAUGCAUUCAGUAGCUAUAUCUUGAGUGCCUUCUGUGUUCUUUGCACUGGGAUACGACAGUGAACACAGUAGACCAAAGCUUCUGUGCUCCUGGGGUUUGCACUCCAGCAUGGGAGAUGGUGGAGAUGAUAAAGUAACAGGGAGGGAGCAGGCAUGUCCGUGGCAGGGAGUACUGUGGCGGAGAUGCAGGGGCAAGCGGGUCAUGGUGAAGUGACUUGUGAGCGGGAACCUGGAGGAGUGAGGGAGGAGCCCCGGGGAUUUCUGGAGGAUGAGUGUUCAGUGAAUCUGCUGCUGAGCAGGUGCCUAUCACAGAUUGUCUUUCCCUUUGAAGUUGUUCCCAUCAAUUGUUUCCUCUAAGCUGGGCAUGACCAAAAAAAUGUAAAUGACUGCGAUGCACACAGACACAAUUCCUCCCUUCUCUGGCUCCAUGUAAGAGGGAAAAAGAAGGGAAAUCAGACAGAGAACUGCUGCUUACUGACCAUAUGCCAUAUAUUCUACUGACUGUGUCUCUAAACAUCAGAGGCCACCAUCUCCUUGAAUAGAUGAGGAAACCAAGGGCCCACUGUAAGUUAGUGGGAGCCGGUAUGCCUUAAUGAUCGAGUGUGGGCUUUGGUUUCAGAUUGCCAGGCUUCACAUCCCAGCCCUGCCAUUUACUAGCUGUGUGACAGUGGGUGAGUUUCUUAGCUUUCUUGCAUACUCAUUCCCUCAUCUGUAAAAAUGAGGACAACAGUAUCUCAAAGCAGUGUUCUGAGCAUCAAACGAGGUAACUGAAAAUCCUCAACAUUCAGCAAGUGCCGCAUAAGUAUUGGCUGCUCUUGUGAUGGUGGGAGUGGUUUUGGUUGGCAGAACUAGGAGUGCAGAGCCCUGUCUUCGCACCAGGCUGCCAGUUGGAAACCAUGUCUCUUUAUAUAGUUCCAUUUCUGAACUAUCUGCUCAAUAGGAGCGACAUUUUCCCCCUUUCUUUUCUAAACAAUAACUAUAUUCAGGCUGCACAGAGCCUGUUAAAGGUGCCAAGGAUCAGGGGCGCUAUAAGUACCAGGGGUCUGAGCUACCUGCUAAUACUUGGUGUAGAGUCAAUAAGAAAUCUAGAUGAUCCCUUUGGACUUGGGGCCAUGACCUCCAGAGUCCCUGCCAGGACUCUGUCCAUACACUCUGUUGACCAAACUUAGAUCUGUCUUUGCUGCUUAGAGAAGAGGCUGAGGUGCCCUCUCCUCUUACCCUUGUGGUGGAACUCAGCUUGGGGAAGAAGAGGUUGGGGGUGUGUGCACCUGCACCUCCUGCUGCAUGACUGACUGAGAGUCACCACAGCAGUUUGCUCUAUGGUAAACUACAGUCAUGGAGUUGUGAAUUUUCUGAAGCCUUAAGCUGGGAAGCUAAUGAAAGUGUUAGAACCAGACCCCAGAAAAAUGAGUUUUUCUGUAGAGUUUGCUCUGCGGUUAACUAAAGUCACAGAAUACUGAGUUUCCUGGAGGCUUCGAGCUUGGAAUCUGAUAAAAGCUUUGGAACCAGACCCCAGAAAAAUGCAGAUGUACAUACAUUUUCCAAGUAAUCUGAAGUUGUAUAUGGACUCCUUGAACACCCCAGGUGAAGAACUCCCAAUUUAAUAUAACUCCUUUAUUCUACAAAUGGGAGAACUGUGGCUCAGAAGGGCACAGUGAAUUGUCCCGGUUUAUAUAUCAGUUGUAAGUGUCUCUACAAUGCCCUUUCCCUGUGACCAAAGAGAAUGAAGCCUAAAGAAGAGACCAGCAAUGGACUUCUCCGCUGUAGUGAUAAACAGGCUGAAGCAUGAGAAAUUUGGAUCCGACCCAAAGGUGGACUUUCCCCAACAGUUUUAGAUGUUGGAAUAUGGUAUAGAAAUUCAUUCAGCACAUACUUAAGAGUACCUACUAAAUGCCAUGCCUCACUCUAGGUGCUGGAAAUCCACAAAGAUCUAGAAUCUAGAAAACAUACAAAAAAUUCCUGCCCUCGUGGAGCUUUGCAUUCUAGUUGGCAAAGACAGAUAAUAUCAAAUAAAUAAUAAAAAUAUGCAGUAAGUCAGG